This is a messenger RNA of Dacryopinax primogenitus, 621 nucleotides long. RefSeq lists its product as uncharacterized. Gene Ontology annotation, cellular component: dynactin complex. Lineage: Eukaryota; Fungi; Basidiomycota; Dacrymycetes; Dacrymycetales; Dacrymycetaceae. The record is from RefSeq and is a predicted model, not a curated record. Bases 1 to 621 code for a protein of 206 amino acids. Gene Ontology annotation, biological process: cytoskeleton-dependent cytokinesis. The transcript is spliced from 4 exons.
AUGACACCAGAAGUCUCGCUCAAAUUACGUCUACGCUGGCUAGAGGCACUCGUAACGGGCACCAGCGGAAGACGUUUUCCUCCCAAUCGGCAGGUUAAGUUACCCACGCAUGCUUUGGUGCGAGAGGUCGACGAGGCGCAAGAACGACUUGCUGCCAUUUGUAAGGAUAACUUGCCGAUGAAGCGCUUUAUCUCAUGCUAUGAGCUAUACGCCUCACUUCUUCCGCCUCCAGAAGACCAACCGGCGCCUCCCGAUUCUUUGACACCAGAUGAAGCAGUCGCAUACUUCGCCGAGGCCGAAGUGGACGUACGAUCUGCGGAUCGAGACAUGGCAGAUAUCAAGGAAUUGGAACGAAAGGGAGUAGUAAAUGCGGGCCGACUAUCGGAACAUGAUGCUCUCAAGCCCCGACUACGAGAGCUGAUGCAGCAUCAUCUGAGAAAUAGGAGGAAGUUCGCCGAUAUCGAACGACGGUUAAUGGACCUGUUGCAGGGUUAUGCCGCUUCGAUCGAUUCACUAUCAGAGAAAUUCGUAGAUCUCAAUGAGAUCAUGGCAGAUGCCGAGAUCCAGGUUUCCAGGUUAGAGAGGGAGAAGGCGGAACGGGAGAGACGGGGCUUAUCAUGA